CACACCUCAAAAUCUACAAUGGAAUCCCUCAAGAGGCCCAAGCUGAAGGUUUUGCCCGGGCCCUCACAGUCCCCUGACCUAAACAUCAUUGAAAAUCUGUGGAUAGAUCUCAAAAGAGCAGCGCAUGCAAGACAGCCCAAGAAACUUGUAGAACUGGAAGCCUUUCGCAAGGACGAAUGUGUGAAAAUCCCCCAGGGAGAGUCAAGUUUCACUGAAGAGAGAGAGAGAGAGAUGGAGGGAUGGCCAGCCUCCUGUCACCGUUCCCUUACUCACACUUCCUUUCUUAGAGGCUCUUCGCUGACAUUUAUAACAUCCAUCACCAUCUUCCAUCGAGUCGUCACCUCCUGAUGGCCCUCGGAAUCUGAGAUGUGGACAUUUGUGACAGCGUUGACCAUCAUCUCCGUUGCUCUACCAGGAUUGUGGUGCAGCAAAUGGACAGUGAGCUUCUCAAGGACGGACAUCUGCACCUGGGCCGGGACCACUGUCAUCCUGCCGUGCCGUUACGACUACCCAUCACCGUACAGCGCCACGCGGGUCAUGUGGUUCCACAUCACGGCUGAUGGUAAGCGGGAUUUCGCCUACCACACCGACCCCAACCUGGUCAGUCCAUCCUACAGGGACAGGGUCAAGUAUGUGGGUGGCUACAAGAGGUGCAGCCUGCAGCUCAGCGGCAUCAAGCUGAGCGACGGCGGUCAAUAUCACUUCAGGUUCGAGACGGACCAGCAGCAGGGGAGAUGGACCUCACCGGACUCCAUCAAUCUCUCAGUAACGGAGCUCCAGGUUCAGGUUCAUCCUGCACGCAUCUCCAACAUGUUUGCUUCAGGUGAGACGGUGUUUCUGAGCUGCAUAGCUCGAGGCUGUGCGGCUGCUGGAAAGACCUUCGCUCUCUACAGGAACGGAGUUAACCUGGGCUACUCAGACAAACUGUCGCCCAUCUAUAACUUCGACAGUCAGCAUGCCGGGAUGUACUACUGCAGACCAGUUCCACCACAGAACGUCCAGUCUCCCAGCACCAGCCUGGCUGUGGGAUAUGCUCCACGUCACACUUCGGUGCGGAUGAGUACGCAGGGUCUCCUGACAGAAGGUGACUCCGUGACUCUGACAUGCAGUAGCGAAGGUGCUCCGGCGGUGGAGAGCUUCGCCUGGUUUCGAGAGGGUGAGAGCGGCAGCGUUCCCGACAGCUUCAAACCCGAGCUCAAGCUCUGGAGUUUGGACUACCGAGACUACGGAGAGUACUCCUGUGUGGCCCGCAACGCCAUCGGCACCGACCGCUCCAGACCUGUUCUAGUUAACGUUACCUAUUCUCCCAAGAACACGAAGGCCCUAAUCAACGCCAAAGGUGACAUCAUGGAGGGCCAUGUGGUCAACCUGAUGUGCAUCAGCAACGCGAACCCACCAGUGAAGAGAUACGCCUGGUACAAGGUCAUCGGAGGUCAACCCUGGGUCAAAGGUUCCUCCCAGAAUCUCACCUUCACUAGCGUGCGCUCACACCAUGCUGGGCAGUAUUCCUGCACCGUGUGGAACAGUUUGGGAAUGGGAAUGUCUCCACCGGUCACUCUGUCCGUGCUGUAUGCCCCGAAGAACACAUCAGUUUUGGCGCUUCCGUCCAGCGUGAUCGAGGCAGGCGGCUCCUUGACCCUGACCUGCAGCAGUCAAGCGAACCCAGCGGUGGAGAACUACACCUGGCACCGAAUCAAUGCCGCUGAUGCCUGGGAAACGCGAUCAGGCCAGAGCUACACCAUCGCUGAGGUCAGCACUGGUGCCAGCGGCCAGUACUACUGCAAGGCCCGCAACCGCAUCGGCGUGCACAGCUCCCCAGUCCUUACCGUCAGGGUGCGAGGUCGGCUGAAGGUCAUUGCUCUGGCAUCUGCGGUCGGCGUUUCUGUCGCUCUCAUCACUCUGACGGUCGCCGUCAUGAUCAGUAAGAAUAUGCACAGAGUGGACAGUGAAACACUGGAAAUAGAUAAGCAGCUCGGAUCCCCCAUAGAAGUGGACACGCUUUUUUAUGAAUGUCCUCAACCAACUUUUCAGCCCCAAAGCUCAAAGAUGGCAGACAUUCCAGAGGAACCAGAAGACAUUCAUGACAACAUUCAUCCUUCCAUUGUGCCCCUUAAGGAAGCUGUGGAGAAAACUGAGACGGAUGAGAAAGAUGGCGACGACGGCAAAGUCAAAUACAUCACUGUGCAUUACUCUCGUACACCAAGACGGGACCAAGUGCAAGUCAAAAACCUUCCAAAAGGUGGGGCUGUGAAUGAGCCGAAAGACAACCAAGAUGUUGUUUUCUCCGUCCUGGCCGAACAGUCGUAACUGCUGAAAGUAAACAAAACCCCACGUUGAGUCACCAUGACUAACUACUGUUUCAGUGUUCAAACUGACCUCGUCUACAUAAUUAUCACAAGAUAAUUAAAUCCAAACUGUAAAUAUACUGUGCAUCCUGCCAUGCUAAUGGAACUCACCCAUGUGAGCCAUGUUUGGUUUUACUCGGGCAAAAUCUUACACAAAUAAACAUCAUCUGUCAUUCUACAGAGGUUAUACUCCAUCUGUUUUACUGCCAGAAUGUUUUUGAAGGCACCAGAUUCAGACUCAAGAUUAAUGAUUCAGCGAAUGUUGCACUUACUGUAAUAUCAUGAAUUUUACUGAAAUCUGUUCUGAAUUUAUCAGGAUCCAUGAUGACUGAUGAUUAUUGUGAAAGCAAUGAGAAAACUGACCUGAUUUUAACAUCAUUAUUGAUCACCAUCUUUAUAAAGCUUGCUGUAUUAAUGACUAACAUUGAUUCCACUGAUAUUCCACAUUUCAAUAAAACUACUGUAUGUUGUCCAAAGCAUCACGAUCCAAUGAAUGUACAUGCUCACUGAAUUCUAGAU
Messenger RNA from Neoarius graeffei (lesser salmon catfish), 2864 nucleotides. RefSeq names its product B-cell receptor CD22. NCBI's taxonomy places the organism in Eukaryota, Metazoa, Chordata, Actinopteri, Siluriformes, Ariidae. The transcript is spliced from 13 exons. Bases 367 to 2307 code for a protein of 646 amino acids. The record is from RefSeq and is a predicted model, not a curated record.